AUGUUCUACGACCAGUGCAUGCGUCUAGGCAUCCCGGUUAAGUUUGGCGUGAAUGUCAUUGACUACAUCGAGAAUGCUGCCGAAGGAACAGGCACUGCUGUCACAGCUGAUGGCCAGCGAUUGACGGCUGACAUUGUGGUUGCUGCCGAUGGUCUCGGCACUAAGUCGCACAAAGUGGUCAUGGGAGAAGCAAUCAGAGCCGUUCCCACAGGAUUCGUCAUUUGCCGCAUCUUCUACCGCCUUGACCCGGUGAAGAACAAGAACCUCUAUGAGAAGCUGAUCAAAACAACACGACCUGAUCUCCGCACUCACUCCGGUGACGAUUUCCAUUGCAUCUUUAUCACCGCUAAUGACUCCAUUGUCAUCGCGAUCACGAUGCCGGACGAUGGGACCGCCUCAGAGUCUUGGGCCGAGACCAUUACUGGUGACGAGUUCGUCAGUAAACUACCAGUGACCGAAGGGUGGGAUCCUUUGAUUUUGGAAGGCAUUCGCAACAUCCCCGAGAACAGCAUCGUCAAAUGGCAGCUCUGUUGGCGUGACCCUCAGCCCAAGUGGACAUCGCCCGAGGGUCGGAUUCUUCAGCUUGGUGAUAGUGCGCACGCUUUCAUUCCAUCUUCGAUAUCCGGCGCAUCCACAGCGCUGGAGGACGCUCAAUCUCUUGCGGAAUGCUUGCGGCUUGCAGGAAAGAAGGAUGCGAACAUCGGAACCAAGCGUCUCGGAUUCGCCAAUCGACGAGAGAUGCACCGCAAGGGUGGUUUUGAAGAGGUUAUGAAAUCUGCAGCAAAGGGCGGCCCGAUGGGACUUGGUAAAUGGAUAUGGACUCACGACCCUGCGAAGUACGCCACUGAAAAGUUUGCCGAAGGCCGCAGCCAUCUCGAGAAUGGCACUCCCUUUGAGCACACAAAUCUUCCGAAAGGGUUCAAAUGGGAACCCAACUGGACCAUGCAGGAGGAGACUGAGAAAGAGAAACAGGGGAUUCACACCCCUGACCUGAAAAUGAAUGGUGACUGGAGCAUCUACUAG
Molecule: messenger RNA, 1023 nt
Organism: Colletotrichum fioriniae
Lineage: Eukaryota; Fungi; Ascomycota; Sordariomycetes; Glomerellales; Glomerellaceae
Source: RefSeq, a predicted model, not a curated record